CAUUUUCGAACACAUCCUAAGAAGAAGAAGAGAAAUCAGGCAGCGGUACACGAAGUCACUCGUGCCCAGGAAGAAGACAGAGAACUGGCUCAGAAAAAAAGAAGGAAAUAUUAUCGGUGGACAGCGCGCCGAGCAUCCACGUGAAGAAGGUUGUUAAGUCGUUCGGGAUAGCCGGAGACAGGGUCCGAGACACCGACAUGGUCCUGACGCCGAAGGAGUCCGCGAAGCUGGUCGCCGGCUUGGCGAAGCACGUCUUCAUCGAGCAGGCGGGCGUGAAGAGGCUGGCGCUGGCGGUCCUCGACGGCAUGAAAACCGGUAAGAUCCGCGAGGGCAAUUUUUCGUCGGUCAAGAUUCAUCCCAAGUCGGACGACGCCAGGACGGUGGACUGGAUAUUCGUGCUGGACACGCUCAACUUCUCGUUCUGGACUGAGACGGGCGCGAGCAAGUGGCGGGUCAACGGCGAGACCGGCUACUUCGCGUUCUGCGCCGCCGUCAGCCGGGCCAUCGACGAGGGGAAGCCCAUGUGGGAUCCCAGGUAUUACUCGCAGAUCACGCAGUGGGACGCCGAGGUCAUUUUCCGCGGCGACGACAACGUCAACAUUCCGCUUCUGCAAGAGAGAAUCAACGGUCUGCACCAGGCCGGGCGGGUGCUGCUGGACAAGUACAAGGGCACGUUCGCGGAGUGUGUCAAGUCGUGCGAGGGCUCCGCGGAGAAGCUCCUCCGGCUAAUCGUCAGGGAGUUCGACUCGUACCGGGACGAGGCGGAGUACGAGGGGCACAGGAUCAGCAUCUACAAGAGAGCCCAGAUACUGGUCGGCGACAUCUGGGCCUGCUACGAGGGACGCGGGCUCGGCGAGUUCCGCGACAUCGACAGCAUCGCGAUGUUCGCCGACUACCGCAUCCCGCAGGUGCUCGUGCAUUACGGCACCAUGCGCUACAGCGACUCGCUCACGAGCAAGCUCAGGUCCGACGAGCCGUUGGAGCAGGGUGGCAGGGAGGAGGUUGAGAUACGCGCCUGCUCGAUCGAGGCGGUCGAGCGGGUGUGCGAGGAGGUGCGAAGAUUGAUCGCUGCCGACUCUAAGCUGGGCCUGAAUCCGUCGGACAUCAACGCGAUCUUGAUCGACCACUACCUGUGGGACUACCGGAGGGAUCACGCGCAAGAGCUCGAGCACAUUCCGUUCCACAAGACGAGAACGAUAUACUAUUAGGACUGCAAGGACAUCGUCUGUCGAAUGGAAGAGAUCGGGGGGCUCGAUAGAAGAAAAGAUUCAUGAUCGAGCCCCAAAAAGUUACUACAUUCUGAAAACCAAAUUACAUUUCUCUGUUCCUUCUCUGCUAUAUCUUUUUAUAUUGUAUAUAUAAAGCGAGAGAAAAAUGGAAUAAAGUUAUAUCUUUCAGGAUAAA
Molecule: messenger RNA, 1404 nt
Organism: Vollenhovia emeryi
Lineage: Eukaryota; Metazoa; Arthropoda; Insecta; Hymenoptera; Formicidae
Product: UPF0553 protein C9orf64 homolog
Exons: 1
Coding region: 198-1208 (336 amino acids)
Source: RefSeq, a predicted model, not a curated record